UGGAAGGAGGGAGUGGGCGGGUUUUAGUUGUUUGAUAAGCGUGGGUGGGUGGGUAAUCGAUUUGUCUGCGGCGGGGGAGGUGAGGGGUUUGGCCCGCCGCGCGGGAGCGCGCACGCGAGCCGGGGCUGGGAGGAGCCCGCAGCUCCCCUUCCCUGCCCCCUCCUUAAAGCGCUCGCCUGCCCUCCGCGCGAGCCGCAUUGGUGGUGGCGGCGCCUCGAGUGUCAGGGGGCGCCAUUGGGCAGCGAGCGCGUCCCGUCCCUCCCUCGGCUGGCCCUGCGGUAGCUGGAUGGUGCAGAGCCCCGGACGCCCAGCCUUUUCUGACUUCGCCUUAGCGCCGCUCUUGCUAGCCCAGCGUGGUCCUGCCGGAGUCCCCGGGAGCCGCCACGAUGUUUGACAAGACGCGGCUCCCCUAUGUGGCGCUGGAUGUGAUAUGCGUGAUUCUGGCUGGCUUACCCCUUGGUGUUCUAAACUUGGCAAAAAUAAAGCCGUAUCAGAGAGGCUUUUUCUGUAAUGAUGACAGCAUCAAGUAUCGGUUCCAUGACAGUACCAUCACAUCCACUGUCCUCUACACAGUGGGGUUCACCUUGCCUAUUUGCUCUAUAAUCCUGGGGGAGGCCCUGUCUGUGUAUUACAACCGUUUGCACUCCAACUCCUUUGUCCGAAACAACUAUGUUGCCGCUCUUUACAAAGCCAUUGGGACAUUCAUUUUUGGCGCAGCUAUUAGCCAGUCUCUGACAGACAUUGCCAAGUAUUCUAUAGGUAGACUAAGACCUCACUUUCUGGCCGUAUGUGAACCAGACUGGAGCCAGAUCAACUGCAGUUAUGGUUACAUUGAAAAUUUCAAAUGCCUUGGAGAAAAAGCAAAGGUUAAUGAGGCAAGACUUUCAUUUUACUCCGGACAUUCUUCUUUCUCCAUGUAUUGCAUGCUGUUCCUUGCACUUUAUCUUCAGGCCAGAAUGAAAGGUGACUGGGCAAGACUUCUGCGUCCCACAGCACAGUUUGGUCUCAUUGCAGCAUCCAUCUACGUAGGCCUUUCUCGUGUUUCUGAUUACAAGCAUCACUGGAGCGAUGUAUUGACUGGACUUCUCCAGGGAGCAUUAGUGGCUAUACUCAUUGCUGUAUACGUCUCGGAUUUCUUCAAAGUGAGGGGUCACACAUUUAAACAGAAGGAGGAGGAAGAUUCGCACACAACUUUACACGAGACUCCUACCAAUGGAAAUCACUACGGCAGUAACCACCAGCCAUGAUCGAUUUCAAGAGCUACUACCCUGUGGAAUCUCCUGCUCUAAGGAAAAAAAAAUCACAAUUCUUUCUGGCCUAUGUACAAAGUUAUAUAAGUUAAAUGCCUUUUGAAGGGACUGCUGCUGCUAUUCUUAUUGGAUGCUCACUUUACAUGUGUAUAUAGUAACACGUACAUAUCUAAAAUCUUCAAAUCUCUAUUGGUUCAAGCUUUUGCUUUUAAAGAAACACAGUAUUCUGGCAAUUUUUUUUUAAUUAAAAUAAUGUGGUAACACUUAUGUACAAAGAGCAAUGGUGUGUAUAUGAUAUCCUUUGCUAGCAUGAGGCUUCCGAUGAAAUACAUACUACACGUUAAGAACAUUAAGCAUCUGUCUUGCUUGGGAGGGAGGCAGAAUGGCAGCCUUUGCACUUAAAACCUCUUAUCAGUGGACGUUUGACUGGAGCCUCUGUUACAGAGUAGAUGCCGCCCCACUUCGUUUCAGGAACAGUCGUUAUAGGUAAAGGCUUGCGGCAAACACAAUGUCUCUCUUGAUUUUAGUAAUGCCUGUUAAGGAAGGUGGGGGAGAAGGUUAGGUCAAAUGCAAGUGUACUACCCAGAUACUUAAUGCCACGGCUAGUGAGAUAUGCAUUAAUGUACAAGUUUUUAAGGCUGAAAAUCAGGUCUUUAGGCCACUUGUAUUAUGUUCUGUCUUCCCAGUUCACAUCUCAAAAACUUGUGCACCUAUUUUGAUGGGGCUGUCAAGGCCUUAAGAGCCUUCCAGUUAUCUACUACACCAAAGAGAAUGAAUUGAACAGCAGCAGAUAAAGUGCAUGGAGCCUACAUUCAGUUCAAAAGGAACCCUCUGGCUUGUGUUUAAGCCAUUUUAAACUGCUUGUAAACAGACUCUACAUUUUAAGGCUUAUGUAUUUAUAAGAUACUGUACAUACAAACCUUCUGCAAAUUUGUUUUCCAGUUCUGUGUUUCCAAUGGCCUUUGCUGCUUGGCACAUCUGGCGAAGCAAUUCUUCAAGCCGUCUCAUACAGCGAAUUAUGCUCCCUGUAUGGAGAAGGAAAAAAGGCUAUGCAGUACAGUGGUUGUUUCCCAAUAAGUUAUCAGAUCUUCAGCACAAAAUAAUUGUACAUCUACAUCUGUAAUACAGCUAUCCUAUAGUUUUGCUCCAAGGAAACAUUCCUGUUGUACUACACUGAAUCCCAAACUACCCCUGAUUUAUAGCAUCAUAUUUACUAUUCCCCAUUAAGGUGCAUUCUCAGUACCACUUCUUGCAGCCUUCCUUUCAGCUUUGCAGUUGGCCCCACCUUCUUAGGUGUACCCAUCUUGGCCAAGAGGGAAGAGCUGCUUCCACUUGUCUUUGAGCAGAUGUUGCUUGCCUUAAAUGAGCAGGCAUGUGGUUUAUUCCAACCAUGCACUGAUGCGUUAGGAGGCUGGAAAAGCCUCAACAAGAACUGGUUGCUUAGUGGGUGGAGUUUUCCCCCAACGCAGCCCAGUACACAUGCAGCUAUUUGAGAGAAAGAUUAUCUGGUUAAUAAUCACUGGAAGCCUUAGCUUCUCUCUCUUGUUCUUGCUCAGAGUUCUGUUUUUAGUUCUCAAGAGAUCCCCCACUCCCUAUUUUGUGUCUCCAGAAAGUUAAUAAGGGAGAAUUAAACAUGUAGGCAUAGUUGAUCCUAUAUGAGGCAGGGAGCCAAGGGCCAUGCUUCUUCCUCACCUCACUUUUGGAGUGUACACAAAGAGAAAGGUAUGUCUUUGCCUCAAACAUUAUGGGGUACAAGCAAAAUCUGUAACAGGUGGAGUGACCUAGAGAUUUGUAGGUCAAGAGUAGUACUGUAGUUAUAGGUUUUUCCUUCCCGUUCAUAACUUAGACGAAAUGAGAACAGUGAUGCAAUGCUUUUCUACUCCAAGUAAGAGAUUAAACCUGAUCAUUUGAUUCCGGAUCCAGCAACUCUAGUUAAAAGCCACCUGGAGUCAAUUACCAAAAAGACACAAGUCUGAGCCAAAAGAAGCUGGGAUAGAUCCUACAAGAGCAGACCAUGCUGUACUCCGAGCAAGCAAUUGUUAUACCAGCUUCUGCUUAUAAGGCUUUACGAAAAUGCAAUCAAGUACAAGCUAACACCCCCAGAAGCUUCCUUGUUGGGUUAUAAUAAGCAUGUGUCUAUUUGAAACAGGGCAAAUGCAUCUCCUCUGCCUACAAAUUUGGUCAGUCUUUGCUAAACAAACACAUUUCUAAAGCACGUCUCUCCAGUUUACCUUAGAAAUAAGCAUAUACUGAAAUCUCACUUAUACUUUUAUACAACAAAGAGAAAAGUGCCUUUUCUAUCAGUGUUUGGAGAUAGCAGCCUUUUCCUAAAAGGCUGCUUAUCUGCCAUAGGAAAAAUAAGGAUGUGCCAUUUACAGAGUAAGCAAAAAAUGGGCGUGAUGGUGGUUUGGGGUUAUGCUAUCAUGGUCAGUGCCUUGUCUGUGUUCUACAUAAUUUCUAUUUAGCAAUGGAAAUUGCUAUUGUGGGCAGCUUAGAGACCUUAAUUAUCCCACCCUGCCUGAUGCCCAACAUCAAGAAACUUGGCUUAUAAUGCAGUGCUGGCCUCCCAACUAAGCAGCAGAGACCUCACAUCUGGCACGGCCUUCUACUACCUACUUGGCAUGGGGAAGAAGGGAGGGGGACGUCUUGAUACAGCAGGAGCAGGCAACCUUUGGCACUCCCAACAAAUUGAGCUGGGGCUGAUGGGAGUUGUAGUUCAAACAGCUCCAGUGCCAAAAGUUGCUAAUCCCUGUGAUAUAGUAUUUGUAACUGCAACCAUCCACAGAACUGAAUGCCUGCUUCACUGCAACCAAUAAACUGUGUAUCUGACAAAAAUGAGAUCAAGCCUUUUUUUCUUAUCCAUCCCAAAUCUUUUCUGCUAUUCUUCAGUACAUGAAAAUUGUGAACACUAGUUUUAAUUUUGGUCAAAACGACAAUUUCUCUGCUUGAUAAUGUGAUGCUCAAAGAAGUGGUAAAAAGACAAUAGUAUGAAUGGCACAUGUCCAUGGCUUGAGUCCCUAGGAGAGGGGUCCACUACAGUCCAUCACACCUGGUGAGCUUCCCCCACUGAGCCCUGGCAACCUGAGUCCACAGGUGAUGGAGGGAACAAAGGCUGGUGUGCCAUUACGGGGGCCAAGCACAGGGCUUUGUCCCAGAGCUCCCUGCAACCUGGCACCCAAAGAUUUGAAAAACCACAUCAGUUUCAUUUUUGCCCUCUGCUUGCUAAAUUAAUGUUAGAGUCCCAAAGAGUAUCCAGCAAGAAGGAACUGCAAAGCUAUGUUGCAACAAACAUGUCCUCAAAGCACUUUCAUAGAAAAAAUAAUGAGAAAAAGAUUGUACCCUGACCCAGGAUUGCUCACAAUUGGAAAAGAAACACGAGAGAUACCAACCAGCAACAGCCACACUAGAGCAAUGCUAUGCUUGACUGAAUAGAAGCAGUUGUUAUCGCCCUGCUAAAUCUAGAAUAAGCCACCACUUUGAAAGGUGCCCCUUUGCAACAAACUAUUAGCCACAACUAUAAGUAGGAAGGGUCCAUGACAUUUUGAGGUGGAUGCAGGGGCUAUGAAGAGGGCAGAACUGCUGAAGGUUUGCAAAAGUAUUGGGGAGGGGGAGCAAAACAUAGCAGGGAAAGGGGGGCAGCUAACCUUUGCUGGGCAGCUCACCCCUUUGGGCACUAUUUUCAUAAACACGGAGUAGGAGAGAGUAUAAAAAGCAGUAUAUCCCUUCUGGUGCACUUAACAGAUGGAUGCAUCAUUUGUUGCUAUCCUGAUGGAGCCACUCUGGGAAGGGCAGAAGGUUGCAAGUUCCCUCCCUGGCUUCUCCAAGAUAGGGCUGAGAGAGACUCCUGCUUGCAACCUUGGAGAAGCUUCUGCCAGUCUGUGUAGACAAUACUGAGUGAGGUAGACCAAUGGUCUGACUCAGUAUAUGGCAGCUGCCUAUGUCCUUACUGUCUCUGAUAGGACAACAUUCUACAAUUUCCAAUGCUGGCAUAUCUAACCACACAUACACAGACGGUCAAAAGGUAGUACAGAAGAAAAAGGCCUGCUCUAGUAAGAAUCAACUAGCACAUGCUUACCUAAACUCUAAAAAUACACUUUCGUGAAAAUGUUCACCACUAUAUAUAUAUAUAUAUGUUCCAGACAAGCAUAAAGCAACCAAGCCAUUUUGCACAAUACUUCAGGCUUUUGAUAAUAGAGUCCAUUAAAGUUAAACAAUUUGGUGACCAGCUGCAGGGUGAAACAUAGCUAACUUCAGACAGUUUUUUACAUUUCUGAAACAAAUUAUAACUGAAGUCCAAUUAAACUGUAUUCUCAAUAGCAUCUCAUUCUAUGAAAUUUUUAGACUGCUCCUAACGUCCGUCUCUGGGCAGUUUGCCACCUUCAAAGUUCUUGAUAAAAAUCUUGUUGCGCUCCUUCCAAUAGUCCAGGAAGGCAGGCCAGUAUUAACACACAUACACACACUCGCUCUUACCAUAUUUCUCACAACAGUCCUGGAAAGUAGACCAGUGUUAUUACCACACACCCUCCCUCCCUCCCUCCCUCCCUCUUUAAACUUGCUAUACUCCUCACAACAGCCUUGGAAGGCAGCACCCACACUUGUUCUGUCACCCUGUAGCAAACAGCUCUCCCCUCCCCUAAAGAGUGAACCAGAAGUGAACUCUGUCUUGAUUGACAGGCAGUGACCUCUAGGAAUCAGCCACUCAGCACACGGUGGGUGGGACCUAGAGGGCCAUGUGGCAGGAAGAGAAGGGUUUUUUUGUUCUCAGAUGGAGGACAAGCAAAUGGCUACAACCCUGGGAGGUUAGGGCUGCAGGGGCCUGAAGUCUCUAACAUGGAUUUGGUGAGUUCAGGAAGGAAGGCAGGGCUUUGGCUUCGGGGAAGGGUUUAGCCAGGGAACAGUUUGUUGGCUCGCGUUAAGAGUUCUUACUUUCCUUUGGUGUGCUUUGCAAAUCCUUACAACUGGUCUAUUGUGUUUUACCUGUAAUGUAACAAGCUAAGAAAUGCUGAGCCAGUGCCCAUCUUUCCAUCCAGGGCACUGCAAAGUCUCUGUAACCUUUAAAGGUGCUUUUAAGGGUUCCUAUAUCCCUGUUCGUUGCAGCUGGGUGCUUUUUGAAGUAUUCUUGCAACUACGGAGUGUUCCUUUUAAAUGUAACUAAAAGCUGAGAAAGCUUCAGACGGAAGCAGUCUGUAGUAUUUUAAAUAAAGUAUAUUUCCCUUUGUUU
Messenger RNA from Hemicordylus capensis (graceful crag lizard), 6471 nucleotides. RefSeq names its product phospholipid phosphatase 1 (gene PLPP1). Lineage: Eukaryota; Metazoa; Chordata; Lepidosauria; Squamata; Cordylidae. The transcript is spliced from 6 exons. Gene Ontology annotation, biological process: phospholipid metabolic process; signal transduction; phospholipid dephosphorylation. Gene Ontology annotation, molecular function: phosphatidate phosphatase activity. The record is from RefSeq and is a predicted model, not a curated record. Bases 387 to 1247 code for a protein of 286 amino acids.